Molecule: messenger RNA, 960 nt
Organism: Colletotrichum spaethianum
Lineage: Eukaryota; Fungi; Ascomycota; Sordariomycetes; Glomerellales; Glomerellaceae
Exons: 2
Coding region: 1-960 (319 amino acids)
Molecular function (GO): 8-oxo-dGDP phosphatase activity
Source: RefSeq, a predicted model, not a curated record
AUGGAGUCUCAGGUCCAAAAACCACUCGGGCAGAAGAGCUAUUUGCCUCUUAUUAACAAGGUCGACAACCUCAGUGUCCCCUUGGACUUCGACUUCAACACGCUUUACAAACUCAUGCUCCCCAAAGAUGUCAGGCCACAUGGCUUCAUGGUUCCGAGCACGGUCGAGCGACUCCCCUGGACCUCGGACUUUCGCAUCAAUCACGAUGAACGCAAAGUCUGCCUUCUCGACAUCACUAGUGAGGACGGCGAGGACCCCGGCAAGGCUUGCACCGCUGCAUUCCAGCGCGUCGUCGACGCCGCUAUCGCAUCUGACUCUUUCCCCACAUUGAACAAAAUGCAUAGUGAGCAUUUUAGGAUCCUCGGCGCCAACCACUUCAUGUCGAUUGAGCGGUUUCCCGCCCCGCUGUUCGGAAUCUCAUCGCGUGGCGCACACAUGACUGCAUACGUAAAGACCAGCAAUGGUUUGAAAAUUUGGGUGCCGAGACGCAGCGCGCACUUGUUCACGUUCCCCAACCUGCUCGAUACGACUGUCGCAGGCGGGGUCAAGGCUGAAGACUCGCCGUUUGACUGCAUUGUCGCGGAGGCCACCGAGGAGGCUUCGCUCCCCGCGGCUUUCGUCAAGGAGAAUGCUCGAGCUGUCGGAGCGGUCACAUAUGUCAGCAUGAAUCAGCAAAAGGGUAUUUUCUUCCCGACUGUUCUCUACGUGUAUGAUCUUGAGCUUCCGGAGUCGAUCGAGCCCGAGCCUGGUGACGAUGAGGUUUCCAGCUUCAAACUCAUGACCAUUUCCCAGGUCAAAAGCGCCAUGCUGGAAGAGCAAUUCAAGCCUAACUGUGUUCUGGUAAUGCUCGAUUUCUUCAUCCGCCACAACAUCAUCACACAGGAAAACAAUGAAGAGUAUCUGGAAAUCGUCACGAGAUUGCGGCGGCACCUGCCUAUACCGACAAGCAAGGAACACUGA